This is a messenger RNA of Neodiprion fabricii, 4138 nucleotides long. RefSeq names its product cullin-3-A (gene Cul3). Gene Ontology annotation, cellular component: Cul3-RING ubiquitin ligase complex. The coding region runs from base 638 to 2980 and encodes 780 amino acids. Gene Ontology annotation, biological process: ubiquitin-dependent protein catabolic process; protein ubiquitination. The record is from RefSeq and is a predicted model, not a curated record. NCBI's taxonomy places the organism in Eukaryota, Metazoa, Arthropoda, Insecta, Hymenoptera, Diprionidae. Gene Ontology annotation, molecular function: ubiquitin protein ligase binding. The transcript is spliced from 13 exons.
GCGCUCCGUGCUCGCUUCAUCGCCUUCUCCUCCUCCUCCGGCAGCCCGUCGUCAUCGUCGCGGAAUAAUUAGGAAAAUAGAUCGUCUGAUACACGGUUAAAAUUCGGUAUGCCUCGAUCUGUGGGAAUAUGUGCGUCAUUCCAUUGAAGUGAGAUUAAUUAAGGCGGAGGUAAAAAGGAAAGAAAAGCACAAAGAGAACUAACGAGGAAGAGACGUGCUUGUUAAAGACCGACGACGUGAGGCAGACGCGUUUAAAUAACCCUAUAAAAUAAAUUCUGUGUUUUGGUGGCGCGACUCCAUUUUAUAUCUACCACUACCCACCACACAGUCCCGCGAUAACGGGUAAUUUCAGAUGCCUUGUUUUCCUGCAAAUAACCGACAUUGACUGGUCGCUCGUUCCCCGUUGUUUCUCACCGUCGAGCGAGCGUCGAUAUUAUUCCUCGAACCCACCAUUGCGAAAUACACGUCGCCCCCGCGCCCGCCCCUGGCCUCGAUGCGUGAAUGACACCGUUAAAGCUUUGUAAAUGUGCGUACGGAGAUCGAGAUUUUCGCUGACUCGAUUUUAUAGUGUUGGUAGUAAUAAUACCGAAGUGUCAAGCUGAACGAAGACCCUUGAGGAGAUUUUUUACUACUGAAAAUGAUGAAGAGCGGUGCGACCCACAAGAGAGAAAAAAUGCGGAUACGCGCGUUUCCGAUGACCAUGGACGAGAAAUAUGUGGAGAGCAUUUGGGCACUGUUGAAGAACGCCAUACAAGAAAUACAAAAGAAAAACAACUCCGGCCUGAGUUUUGAGGAGCUGUACCGAAAUGCAUACACCAUGGUCCUUCACAAGCAUGGCGAGCGUUUGUACACCGGGUUGAAAGAAGUUGUUACGCAGCACCUGGAGUCGAAAGUUCGGGAAGACGUGCUACGCUCCCUUCACAACAAUUUUCUCCAGACACUGAAUCAGGCUUGGAACGAUCAUCAGACCUCUAUGGUUAUGAUCAGGGAUAUACUAAUGUACAUGGAUAGGGUUUAUGUGCAACAGCAUGAUGUCGACAACGUCUACAACUUGGGCCUAAUCAUAUUCAGGGAUCAGGUAGUCAGGUACGGCUGCGUGAGGGAUCAUCUACGCGAGACGCUCCUGGGCAUGGUAGCGAGAGAGAGAAGGGGGGAGGUCGUUGAUCGAAUCGCGAUAAAGAAUGCAUGUCAAAUGCUAAUGCUGCUCGGUAUAAACUGUCGCCAAGUUUACGAAGAGGAUUUCGAGAGGCCUUUCUUACAACAGAGCGCUGAAUUUUACAGGAUGGAGUCGCAAAAGUUCCUUGGCGAGAACAGCGCCUCAGUCUACAUAAAGAAAGUUGAAGCUAGAAUUCUUGAAGAGUCAGAACGGGCGAAGCACUAUCUGGACGAAUCCACAGAGCCAAGGAUAGUCAAAGUGGUGGAAGAAGAGUUGAUUAAAAUACACAUGAGAACCAUCGUUGAGAUGGAGAACAGUGGUGUGGUGCAUAUGUUGAAGAACCAGAAAACUGAAGACCUUGGUUGCAUGUACAAAUUAUUCGCGAGAGUAACAGACGGAUUGCGCACUGUAUCAGAUUGUGUGUCGCAAUUCCUCAGAGAGCAAGGACGCGCCUUGGUCCAAGAAGAGCAUGAGCCAACCACAAACGCAAUACACUUUGUGCAAAAUCUGCUGGACUUGAAAGAUCGUUUCGACCAUUUCCUGCACCACUCAUUUAACAAUGAUAAACUAUUCAAGCAAAUGAUCGCGUCUGAUUUUGAACACUUUCUCAAUCUAAAUUCAAAGAGCCCUGAGUAUCUUUCUCUCUUUAUCGAUGACAAAUUAAAAAAAGGUGUAAAGGGGAUGACAGAGCAGGAGAUCGAAGGCGUGCUUGACAAGACAAUGGUUCUCUUCAGGUUCCUGCAAGAGAAGGAUGUCUUUGAGCGAUACUAUAAACAGCAUUUAGCCAAGCGGUUGCUUCUGAAUAAGUCCGUCUCCGAUGACAGUGAAAAGAAUAUGAUCUCAAAGCUAAAGACUGAAUGCGGUUGCCAGUUUACAUCAAAGCUGGAAGGAAUGUUCAAGGAUAUGACGGUCAGCAAUACUAUAAUGGAAGAGUUCAAGGAACACGUAUUGACGUCUGGCACAAGUCUACACGGCGUUGAUCUGAGCGUGAGGGUUCUGACAACAGGAUUUUGGCCAACACAGUCAGCAACACCGAAUUGCAGUGUGCCCUCGGCGCCAAGAGAAGCUUUUGAUGCUUUUCGAUGUUUCUACUUGGCCAAGCAUAGCGGUCGUCAACUGACAUUACAACCACAAUUGGGUUCGGCUGACCUUAAUGCGGUUUUCCAUGGGCCUCGGAAGGAAGACAGUAAUGGCGGAAGCGUGGACGCUCCCUCGUCAUCUACCACAUUGGGCAACGGAAGUGGCAGUCUUUUAAGUCAGCGGGGAAGCAGCUGUGGAAAUCCGCGCAAACAUAUUAUCCAAGUAUCGACGUACCAGAUGUGCGUACUCAUGCUCUUCAACAACAGAGAUCGACUCACUUACGAGGAAAUUCAGAAUGAAACUGACAUCCCUGAGCGAGAUUUAGUCCGAGCAUUACAAUCUCUGGCAAUGGGGAAGGCGACUCAGCGAGUUCUCCUCAAACAUCCCAAAACCAAAGAGAUUGAGCCAACACACUGCUUCAGUGUCAAUGAUAGUUUCACCAGUAAGCUUCAUCGAGUAAAAAUCCAGACGGUUGCGGCGAAAGGAGAGUCCGAGCCUGAGAGAAGAGAGACGAGGAACAAGGUUGACGAAGAUCGAAAGCACGAAAUAGAAGCGGCGAUCGUGCGAAUUAUGAAGGCACGCAAACGCAUGACACACAACAUUCUCGUGACGGAAGUCACGGAGCAGCUUCGAGUACGAUUCCUGCCCUCACCUGUCAUCAUCAAGAAACGCAUCGAAGGGCUGAUAGAACGUGAUUAUCUGGCCCGCACGGAAGACAGGAAAGUCUACACUUACGUGGCUUGAACACUGCCCCAAGCAUCCCCAAGUUUGUACAAUUGCGUAAGUGGCCACCCCAACAUAUUAGGCACGGUAUUUACAAUCUCGUAUUAGUAUCAAGCCUGCGCGUAUUUAAUUAUUCGGAUAUUUCCUCGGCAAUCGUUGUUAUUAUAUUAUCCUUCCCCCUUAUCAUAGAGAUUUAAAAAGAAUAAACGAAAUUUUUUACAUUCGAUACCGAGUUGUUUCAAAUAUAUAUACUAUGUACACAUACGGCCGUCGGCAAGGGUAACUGCGUAGAGAACGCACGACGUGUACUUCAUGAACCAAACUGGGUAUUUCUGGGGAAUUGUUAUGCCCCAAAGAAGUUCUAUAAUUGCUCAUCGUUGUCACAUGACUGUCAACUAGUCUCGUAUCAACUAAUCGAACACAACUGCUUUGUGCAAUACAAAUUUCCUCUGCACAUUCCAAGUCUUUUAAAAUCAAUUUGUGUUCAAAGUCUGCACGAAUACUUUCUCCGUACUCUUCGUUUUAUUUGUUUUGAUUCGGUUUUGCUAUUUUCUUUUGUUUUGUCACAUGUGACAGUGAUGAGUGGUUAACGGUAACGGACGUUUGUAGAGUGUAACAUAAGAUCUAUAAUAAUGAAAUCAAAACAUUAAGAUAUACUUCAUUUAUUUAUUUUUAUUUUUUCCAGAAUCUAUCGACUCUGAUAUUAAGAACUCUGAGUCGAAAUAAAAUGAAUUGAUCGUAUAAAAUCUGUAACUAAUUUGAGAAAGAAAAAACUCGCCAACGGUAAACAAUAUAGAUUUAAUUAUUAUAAAGAAUUUAAAUUAUUCCAGAUGCAUUAACGAAUUAUACUUGCGUACAUUUUACGUGUUAUACUUCCGCCCUACCCUUGUCCCGUUUCAUGUCCACUUCCUCUCUGAAUAAUUCCUUGUAGAAUUUGGCUCUUGCAAAAACUAUAAAAUAAUAUACACAGGUAUAUUGUCGUGGGUAACACAGCGACUGCCUAUACCUAAUUUGUUACGAACGCGACUGUAGAAAUUGAGUGCGAAUGUGCGUAUAUAAUAUAUGCGAAAAUUUUUUUUUUGACUGGUUGUAUAAGUAAGGUGUGUCUGAGUAUGUAUCUUCAAACUAUUGUAUAUGAUAAUGAAAAAAACGUUGUAUCAAUAAAUGGAUUUAAAUACA